AUGGAUGGCAAACGGAGGAGAUCAGCUAGGGGUGGUGAGGUACAGAGAAAAAACGAGAGAGAGAAAGGAAGAACAGAGGCGAACAGGCGAGAGGAAGGAGACGCCGUGCGGGGCCUUAUCCGCUACUUUUCGGUCGAUGGGAGGCCGAAAAGGCUCUUCGGCCGCUGCCUGGCCGAAAAGGCCCACUUCGGUCGCCGCGAGGCCGAAGUUACUAUUUUUGGCCCGGCCUCCACCGACGCCAGGUUUUCGGCCCAGCUACGCGUGUCUUCGGUCAACCGCGGGCCGAAAAGCCCACUUCGGCCAAUCGAUAUUUCCGCCACCACUUUCCACCCCUAUCCCGGCCGGAGACAAAAGUUGCCCCGCACCAACGGCUUCCAUCGCGCCGCCGUCUCCGCCUCCCACUGCCGCCGCGCGCCGUCCCCGCCUCCCGCGGCCGCCACGCGCCGUCCCAUCCUACCUCGGCCGCCGCGCGCCGUCCCUACCUCCCACCUCCCGGCGACCCGCGGCAGCCCCGCCUCCCACCUCCCGGCGACGAGCCGCGCCCUCGCCUCCCACCUCCCGACGACGAGCCGCGGCCCCGCCUCCCAUCUCCCCCCCGACGAGCCGUCCCCCCGCCUCCCAUCUCCCAGUGAUGAGCCACGCCCCGCCUCCCCCCUCCGGCCGAUGAGCCAGGCUCCGGCCUCACAACUCCUGCCGUCACGCCGCGCCCCUGCCUCACAACUCCCGCCGUCACGCUGCGCGCUGACCUGCCGCCGCAGCAACCGCCACGAACAAGAAGCCAUUGUCACCCCAUCCCCAGUCUCCACAGCCACCAGCCGCUGUCGCGCUCGACCUCCAACCACCGCCUCCACGCCCGUCAGCCGCCGUUGUGAACCACCUCCAGUUGCGGCCUCCAAGUGCGGCGACCUCCCAGCCCCAAGGUUUGGGACUGGAUCUUCUAAUGAAAGCAUGAGUAGAAGAAGAAGUCCAGGAGGGAGAGAUGGAGAUGUGUGUAUGUAUACAUGUGUUCUGGAGAUAGGAGAACUUAUCUGGUGGUGUGUGCGUGCUGCUGCUGCAUCCUCUUCCGGCCGCUCUAAUUCACACCCUCAUUCGGUUCAAUUUAUAAAUUUCAUUCAGUUCGGCGAGGUGGAGAUUGGGGCGCGGUGGAGUGUGGCCGUGUGUGUGGAGACGGCCCGCCGCAACGUCACCGGCUGGAUCCCGCUCUUUAGUGACGACCUGGACCUUCGUCUGCUUCUCGUUUCCAGCUGCAUCCAGGACGACCUGGACUUGCUGCCACUAGCUGUUGGUACAGAGGGAGUAGUUGUUACCUAGUGUGCUUGAUGCUACCGCUACAAAGAAGGUCGAAGGAGCUCCCUUCAGUUCAGUGGAUUCAACAAAAAAAUCCCUGCUGCCACUGCAUCCUGAGUUCAAGGGAUUCCUUAGGGGCCUUCUACACCAUCUUGCUAAUGAUGCCAUCGCUGGAUGCCACAGCCAUGCUUGUCGUUCUUGUGCUACCAUUCACAUACUGCUCCCUGUUUUACUCCGCUGAGAUCCAUAGAAAAUAAGUUAUAUUCAGUUCGCCACUUUUACAACGGAUGGUUCUAUGUUAACUGAAACAAUAGUUCAAGCUCCUAAAAAAGCAAUUACGUGUAUGCUACAUCACUUUGAGGAACUACAUCAAACAAAAUAAGGAGAGCUUGGUACUACUUGAUUUUUUUUAUAGUACUACUUAAACUCUUUCUGUUGUAUAUACUGGCUCGUAUUUAUUGUAACCUCGUCAGAUUGUUGGAA
Molecule: messenger RNA, 1770 nt
Organism: Triticum urartu
Lineage: Eukaryota; Viridiplantae; Streptophyta; Magnoliopsida; Poales; Poaceae
Source: RefSeq, a predicted model, not a curated record